Messenger RNA from Caenorhabditis briggsae, 1602 nucleotides. RefSeq names its product Protein CBR-UGT-44 (gene Cbr-ugt-44). Gene Ontology annotation, molecular function: UDP-glycosyltransferase activity. Lineage: Eukaryota; Metazoa; Nematoda; Chromadorea; Rhabditida; Rhabditidae. The record is from RefSeq and is a predicted model, not a curated record. The coding region runs from base 1 to 1602 and encodes 533 amino acids. The transcript has 5 exons.
AUGAGCACUUAUUUAUAUUUACUGCUACUACUCGUCAUUCCGUCGUUUCUUCUUGUUGAUGCGAAUGGAACAACAAAACCCAAAAAGGUGUUGGUGUUCCUUCCGAUCAGCGGACACUCUCAUUUGAAAUUUAUGGGAACUAUUUCUAAUAUUCUGCAAGAUGAGGGAUACAACGUGACUGUUCUCUUGCCAAUCCUUGACGAAGGCCUCCGAGACACCACGCCCCUUGUACGAAAAAUCAAGCACCGUAUCCUUGUUGAACAAAACGAUGAGCUCAUCGAGGCGAACGUCCAAUUCAAGGCUGGAGGAGGUCGUGAAAACACCUGGGUUAUGAAUUCCGGAAUCGUUGGAUUCUUGAAAUUGGGAACCAAGGCUGCCAACAUUUGCAAGGCCUCGUGUAAAAAUAUCUUUGGAAACGAAACACUUAUCAACUAUCUCCGCGAUCAACACUUUGACGUUGCUGUUUCUGAACCUCUCUAUUCCUGUGGAUUCGCACUGUUCGAUCAUCUCGGAAUCGACAUUGCCAUCUCAGCCGACUCUCAUUUGGGUUUGGAAGUCUCCAAGAUUGCUCAUGGAGCAUCCAUCACCACUAGCUAUCUCCCAGCCGUAUUCUCAUCUGGAUCCGAGCGAAUGGGAUUGGUUGGACGUGUGAAAAACUUUGUGGAAUCCUAUUUCAACUAUCAUUUCAACAGUAAGAUUUAUGACUACGAAUUGAGUGGAAUCGAGGGGCUCUAUAAGAAUGGAAAAGGAUGGAGAGAGCUUCUGAGAAAGAACGCCUACAUGUUCGUGAAUAGUAAUCCACAAAUGGACAUUCCAAGUCCUCGCACUUCGAAAUUCGUGGAUAUCGGAGGAAUCUCAUCUGGAGCAUUCAAACAGGAAAAACUUCCUGCGGAGUACGAUAGAAUUCUCUCUUUGAGAAAGAACAACGUGCUUAUUUCGUUUGGUACCAAUGCAAAAUCAAUGUACAUGUCAGAUGAUAUGAAACUCUCCUUGAUCAAAACCUUCGAAAGCAUGCCUGACACCACAUUCAUUUGGAAAUAUGAGAACACAACGAUUGAUAUUGUCAAGCAGUAUAACAAAAAAAUCAAUAACGUGAUGCUGACCGAUUGGAUGCCUCAAACCGCCCUUCUUUCCGAUCCCCGACUCACUCUUUUUGUCACUCAUGGAGGAUUAGGAUCCACUAACGAAGUGGCUUUCUCAGGAAAACCAUCUGUGAUGGUGCCAGUCUUUGGUGACCAAACAAGAAACGCUCGAAUGUUGGAAAGACACGGAGUGGCUCUCCUUCUUACCAAAUACGAUUUGACGGACACCAAAAAAGGACAAAUCGUACUCAAUGAAAGCCGGAAGCUAGCUCAGAUGCUCCGUAAUCAGCCAGAAUCGCCAAAGGAGAUCUUCAUCAAGUACUUCAAUUUUGUCGCGAGAUUUGGAAAACCACAUGGGUUGGACUCGUAUGCUGCUGAAAUGAGCUUUGUCGAGUUCUAUUAUAUCGAUUUCUUCUUCAUUCUGAUUGUGAUGUCGAUGGCGAUGUACGUGGCGACGUCAAGGAUUCUGAAGGCAACGCAUAAUAUUACGAAUCUGAUUUCAAUCAAAUUCAAACUUUAA